CUUCAAACGCGACUCGAAGCCGGUUUUUGCGAAAGUCAAAUCUUUUUUAUUCUAGUUGUGAUUUCGUGGAAAUUUCGAUUAUUAUUCAAAAUGCGUUUCGCUCUGUUUGCUUUUCUAGGUACAUAAAAACAACUCUUUCCAUUAGCAUCUAUAAAAAAUACAAAGGGUAUAGUUAGUUUAGGGAUCGAAAAUAAACAAAAUUAUAAAUACAAUUUUGGAUCAAACGAAGCAAUUUGUUGUAUGAUUGGAAAGUGCAAAAAUAAUUGGCUAUCCAUUAAGACCAAAAGCCCAAAUGAAUGAUCUCACGGACAGAAUUAUAUUCCGAUCUACAAAAAUAUAAUUUGCUCCGAACGGUGAUGCAAUUAAAUUAAAUAAAGUACUAAUACAUAUUUAUCUAGUUUUCAUUUAAACAAACAUAAUUGAGCGGGCUUAAGAAUUUUAACAUGACCAAACUUAUUUAGCACUGUGCUUGCUGGCAUUCGUCCUGGCUACUCCGGCCAAGGACACCAAGAAGCCGGCCACCAACAGUUGCCAGCACAACUGCGGUGAAGUCUACGAGCCCGUUUGUGCCAAGGCCAAAAACAGCAGCAAGGAGCGCCUCCUCACCUUUGGCAGCCCGUGCGUCAUGGCCAACUACAACUGCCAGCAUGCCGACGAUCCAUUCGAGCAGAAGUCCAAGGGCGAGUGCGGCGGUGGAGUGAGCGUUCGCCUGUCCUAGAAGUCCAAUUUCAACACUUUUGACGAUUAAACAUCUUUCACUGAUUGUGCAAUAAU
This is a messenger RNA of Drosophila melanogaster (fruit fly), 774 nucleotides long. RefSeq lists its product as uncharacterized. NCBI's taxonomy places the organism in Eukaryota, Metazoa, Arthropoda, Insecta, Diptera, Drosophilidae. The record is from RefSeq and is marked reviewed. The transcript has 2 exons.